Molecule: messenger RNA, 303 nt
Organism: Cutaneotrichosporon oleaginosum
Lineage: Eukaryota; Fungi; Basidiomycota; Tremellomycetes; Trichosporonales; Trichosporonaceae
Source: RefSeq, a predicted model, not a curated record
UACGCCGCGGCGGCGACUGUGCCGCUGAUCAAGUCGCCCUCCCUCUGGCUUCCACCACCGGUCGAGCUGCCUUCAGAUGUCCAUCCCUUGCCCGAGGACAUCACGGCCUACUUCGUUUACCCAUUCACGCUAGAACAGCACGUCGUGUCGCUGCAGCCGCCACCACACAUCGCGAUCGCGGAACGGCGAGCACGUAAUGCUGCGAUCUUGCAUGCGCGCGAAGCCGAGGAGGAGGAGCGCGAGAAGGCCGCUCUGCACAAGCUCGCGCCUGGGUACAACCCUGCUGCCAUGUUGGUGCCCACA